This is a messenger RNA of Rodentolepis nana, 867 nucleotides long. Lineage: Eukaryota; Metazoa; Platyhelminthes; Cestoda; Cyclophyllidea; Hymenolepididae. The record is from the annotation of a GenBank genome assembly.
AUGGAUGGUAGUGGGACUCUUUUCGGAACUUUAUCGGGAAAUACUCGUGAAGUUCUUCACAAAUUUAAUGUUGAACUCCCAAAAAAACACGGAAGAGGUGGUCAAUCCGCACUUCGUUUCGCACGUCUGCGCAUGGAGAAACGUCAUAACUACGUACGUAAGGUCGCAGAGACUGCUGUGCAGUUGUUCAUAACAAACGAUCGGGUUAAUGUUGAGGGCCUUAUCCUAGCUGGUUUAGCUGAUUUCAAAACUGACCUCAGCCAAUCUGGCAUGUUUGAUAUUCGGCUCCAAGCUAAAGUGCUAAAAAUUGUGGACAUCUCGUAUGGUGGUGAAAAUGGAUUUAAUCAGGCUAUCGAACUCGCUAGUGAUACGCUUGCGGGAGUGAAAUUUAUUCAAGAAAAAAAGCUUAUCCAACGAUAUUUUGAUGAAAUCUCGCAAGAUACUGGAAAGUAUUGUUUCGGUGUGGAUGAUACUCUGCGAGCCCUGGAGAUGGGUGCGGUAGAUUCUCUAAUUGUAUGGGAAAAUCUCUUGGUUACUCGCUACGUUCUCCGCUCUUCAUCAAGCGAUGAAAAGCGAGUGAUUCACUUACGACCGGAGCAAGAACGAGAUCGCAGCAAUUUCCUUGAUCCUGAAACGCAGACAGAAAUGGAAAUUGAGGAAAGUCAAUUGCUAUUAGACUGGCUUGCCCUAAAUUAUCGAUCCUUUGGAGCCGUUCUUGAGAUUGUAACUGACAAAUCACAGGAGGGAUCCCAGUUUGUUCGUGGUUUUGGUGGAAUUGGAGGUAUCCUUAGAUAUCAAGUUGACUUCCAACAUAUGGCUGGUGGCGACCUGGACUUUGAUGAAGAUUUCGAUCUCGAUGACUAUUAG